This is a messenger RNA of Vicia villosa (hairy vetch), 2127 nucleotides long. Its product is annotated as protein NRT1/ PTR FAMILY 5.2-like. Gene Ontology annotation, biological process: transmembrane transport; dipeptide transport. NCBI's taxonomy places the organism in Eukaryota, Viridiplantae, Streptophyta, Magnoliopsida, Fabales, Fabaceae. Gene Ontology annotation, molecular function: dipeptide transmembrane transporter activity; tripeptide transmembrane transporter activity. Gene Ontology annotation, cellular component: membrane. The record is from RefSeq and is a predicted model, not a curated record. Bases 134 to 1942 code for a protein of 602 amino acids. The transcript has 4 exons.
UGUUUUCAAACCUCUAUGUUUCCGAACUUCUAUGUUUCCAAGUUUCUAUGUUUCCAAGUUUCUAUGCUUCAUUCAUACUCAUACAGUAUAUAGCUAGCUUAUUAGAAUAGCCAAUUUGUUCAUUGAGAAAGUUAUGGCAGUAGUUGAAGAAAAAGGUCAAGAGAAGCACACUGAAGAUGGCACAGUAGACCUACAAGGUAGACCUAUUUUAAGAUCAAAAUCUGGAAGAUGGAAAGCAUGCUCUUUUAUAGUAGUGUACGAAAUAUUUGAGAGAAUGGCUUAUUUUGGGAUAUCGACAAAUUUAGUAGUGUAUCUUACAAACAAGCUUCAUGAGGGUACUGUGGAAUCUUCAAACAACGUUAGCAAUUGGUCGGGUUCAGUAUGGUUGAUGCCAAUUGCAGGAGCUUACGUGGCCGAUGCCUGUCUUGGUCGAUAUUGGACCUUUGUAAUUUCAUCAUGCAUUUACCUCAUGGGUAUGUGUUUAUUGACUCUAGCAGUUUCACUACCAUCAUUGAGACCACCACAAUGUGCACAAGGUAUCCUAGACCAAGAUUGCCCUAAGGCAUCACCAUUGCAAAAAGGUAUAUUUUUCCUUGCCUUGUACAUCAUUUCCAUAGGCACAGGUGGAACCAAGCCAAACAUAUCUACUCUUGGAGCAGACCAAUUUGAUGAGUUUGAUACCAAAGAGAGAUUCUAUAAACUCUCUUUUUUCAAUUGGUGGGUUUUUAGCAUUAUGAUUGGUGUCCUUUUCUCCAGCACUUUUUUGGUUUACAUACAAGACAACGUUGGCUGGGCCCUCGGAUACGGGCUUCCGACCAUCGGGCUCGUUAUUUCGGUAACAAUAUUUUUGGUAGGGACGCCGUUUUAUAGGCACAGACUUCCCUCAGGUAGCCCUAUAACUAAAAUGCUUCAAGUCUUUGUGGCUGCUAUGAGAAAUUGGAAAACACAUGUUCCGAACGAUCCUAACGAGCUACAUGAGCUAAGUACGGAAGAGUAUGCAUGUAGCUACAGAAACAAAAUUGAUCACACAUUCUUCUUGAGAAUUCUUGAUAGAGCAGCGGUAAAAACUGGCGAGACUUCACCGUGGAUGCUUUGUACAGUGACACAAGUUGAGGAAACGAAGCAAAUGAUAAAAAUGAUUCCUAUUUUGAUUUUAACAAUUAUUCCAAAUACUAUGGUAACGCAAUCAUUCACACUCUUUAUUAAACAAGGCAUCACGCUAGAUAGGAGAAUCGGACAUAAUUUCGAAAUCCCACCAUCAAGUCUCGUAACAUUUAUAGUUAUCUUUAUGUUGAUAAGCAUUGUAAUCUAUGAUCGUGUUUUCGUACCAAUGAUCCGGCGCUACACGAAGAAUCCUAGAGGAAUCACAAUCCUACAAAGACUAGGAAUCGGCCUCAUGUUGCAUGUAAUCAUGAUAGUAACUGCAUGCUUGGUUGAGAGGAAGAGACUCAGUGUUGCAAGAGAAAACAACCUCUUAGGCUUGCAUGAUAAGCUUCCUCUUACUAUUUUCAUUCUUCUCCCGCAAUAUGCUUUGACAGGGAUUGCUGAAAGCUUUGUAGAGAAUUCUAAAAUGGAUUUUUUCUAUGAUCAAGCACCACAGAGCAUGAAAAGUCUUGGAACAUCGUAUACCACAACGAGUUUGGGUUUAGGAAAUUUUCUAAGUACUUUUCUUCUUUCAGUUGUUGCUGAUAUCACCCAAAGACAUGGCUCUGAAGGUUGGGUUUUGGAUAACCUGAACAUAUCCCGUUUGGAUUAUUAUUAUGCAUUCUUGGUGGUACUAAGCUUACUCAACUUCCUUUGCUUUCUAGUUGUUUCGAGGUUAUAUGUAUAUAAUGUUGAUGUAAGACAAAACAAAUCAUGCUUGGAGAUGAACCCUGUAAAUUCAUCUCAGGACAACUCUAGAAUAAGCCAAAGCACUACACAAUACAUUUCUAAGUCUUAGGGGAAAUAGGAAUUUUUUUUGUGUUGAAAUUUCUCUUUGGAAGUGUUUUUUGUUUGGAACUGUGCAUGCUGUGGAAAUCACUGCAGGCCCAAAUGAAGUUAGAUUUUGUUGUGUUUAGUUCUACCAAGUAACUGUAUGUUUCUUUCAGAUUUCUACUAUUUAAAGGUUAUCACAUUUCAUCUCAA